This is a messenger RNA of Coffea eugenioides, 956 nucleotides long. RefSeq names its product ras-related protein RHN1-like. Lineage: Eukaryota; Viridiplantae; Streptophyta; Magnoliopsida; Gentianales; Rubiaceae. The transcript is spliced from 8 exons. The record is from RefSeq and is a predicted model, not a curated record. Gene Ontology annotation, molecular function: GTPase activity; GTP binding. The coding region runs from base 191 to 790 and encodes 199 amino acids.
GCCUAAAUUGGAAAUGAGCUGAGCACCCAAAGUCAGUCAAAUCCUAUGAUAAUGCUAACGUUUUCAGAGCGUAAUAUUUCAUGUGUUACACUAUGACUCAAAGCAUCAAACAACUGCAAGAGUACAUAACAUUUACUGGUUCAUUGGUUGAUAGUAACAUUUCCAUCGAAAAAGAAAGAUCAAAUCUAUAAUGGCAAGACCUGGCAACAAGAUCAUCCAUGCCAAGAUGGUACUAGUCGGGGACAUGGGAACUGGAAAAACCAGCUUGGUCCUGAGAUUUGUAAAAGGUCAAUUUUUUCAGCACCAGGAACCCACUGUUGGUGCUGCUUUCUUUACUCAGAUAUUGUCUUUGCCCGAGGCCACUUUGAAAUUUGAUAUAUGGGACACUGCUGGACAGGAAAGAUACCAUAGCUUAGCUCCAAUGUAUUACCGGGGUGCAGCAGCAGCCAUUGUUGUCUAUGACAUCACAAGCAUGGACACCUUUUUACGUGCAAAAAAGUGGGUCGAAGAAUUAAAAAGACAAGGUAAUCCGAAUCUCGUGAUGGCUUUGGUGGCAAAUAAACAAGAUUUGGAACCCAAUAGGGAGGUCAACUUUGAGGAAGGCGAGCAAUUCUCAGAAGAAAAUGGGAUGUUCUUCACAGAAACAUCAGCAAAAACUGCCCUUAAUAUCAACGAGCUCUUUUAUGAAAUGGCAAAAAAAUUGGCAAAAGCUGCGCCAUUGCAGCCAACAGGAAUACGUCUGCAAAGCAACACACAGAGUCGGAGAGCCUUUUUUUGUUGCUCCCGGUAACAUUUAUUUUGUUUCUGCUGUCAUGAGGAGCAAUCUAUUUCAACCCCUUGCUUUUGAAUAUUGAAAGCUGUUGAUCGAUGUAUUGAAGAGCCAUGCCAAAACUCGGCAUUGUUGACUGAUAAGACUUUAAUUUUGAUACAUUAUCUGAUUUUUGUUUGGUGAUGAU